This is a messenger RNA of Fragaria vesca subsp. vesca, 1195 nucleotides long. Its product is annotated as F-box/kelch-repeat protein At3g06240-like. NCBI's taxonomy places the organism in Eukaryota, Viridiplantae, Streptophyta, Magnoliopsida, Rosales, Rosaceae. Bases 161 to 1195 code for a protein of 344 amino acids. The transcript is spliced from 2 exons. The record is from RefSeq and is a predicted model, not a curated record.
GGAGCCUUCUCCAACCUCCGGAACAGAUUCACAGAUUGAUGUAAAAAAUCCACCAUCUCUCCUUGCCAGACCCCGAGCUGCAUUAGGAGCUGGCAUUUUGGUUGAUUUGCCAUCUUAUAUCACGAUAGAGGUAUUGGCUAAGUUGGGGGCAGAGGAUCUAAUGAAUUUUUCCUUGGUUUGCAAGUCCUGGCGUGGUCUAAUCUCUCAAGUUUAUCAAAUCAAUGGGGCCAGGAAGCAACUUUACUGCCCAAGCUCAUUCUCAUGCUCUGGUCGCAACAAGGUUAGGUUGCUCUACUCUGUCAAACCUCCCAGGUCCAUCGAAUAUGCAGCACUAAACAAAGUUGGUCACUCUGUGCAUGGUAAUGAGCUUAAUUUUCCUGAGCUUCAGAAAGUUAAGAUUGUUGGAUCAUGUGAUGGCAUUAUAUGUUUGGAAGAGGGAAUCAACGUUUAUUUGUGGAAUCCAACUACAACAGAAAUCAGGACCCUGAUGAAGCCAAAGGGCUUCCAAUCUAUGUUGAUGUUCUAUGGGUUCGGUUUAGACCCAACCUUAGAUGAUUACAAGGUAAUCCUCGGUAACUCUGUGGAAGAAGGUGGUAUGAAAACACUGAAGGUCGCAGUAUUCAAGCUCAGAGAAGGAAUAUGGAGCAGCAAACAUGGACUGGAUUAUAUGCAAGUGUCUGGUCAGGGGCAUUACUUGGAUGGUGCUUUGCACUGGACUGAGAUGAGACGGGUGUGGCCACAUCCCCCUGUUCCUGGAACAAGAAUCGUUUCCCUUUGCUUGACAGAUGAGGUGUUUAAAGAGUCCCUGCAAGUGGCAGAUCUCACGGGUGGGCAAAUCUACAUCAGUGAAAGGAUCGCAAGGGCAGAAAAUGGGUUGGUCCUUUAUAUGUACGGUCUCAAUAGCAUUAAGAUAUGGCUAUCAAAGACGUAUAAGGUUAAGACAUCUUGGAUGAAUGUCAUACAUCUUGAUCUUAAAUUUGGUGGACCAGGUGCUCUUCGAACAACAAAUAUUGAACCAAUAUUCUAUUCUGAAGAUGGAAAGCUGUUUGUGAGCCUUGAUGGGAAGGAGUUGGUAGUAUAUGAUAGAGAAAAGAAAGGGUUCCGCACUGCUUUUGUAUGCUCUGGGUUGGCACAUGAACCAGUUCUAUACAUUGACAGCUUGAUUUCACCCUUCAAAGGCCUAGGUAUCUGCUGA